ACACACGUCAUAUGAUCACGAGGUGAUAGUCAGGUGCUUCGAAGCUUCUGCUCUCGGUGUGGCUUGUUGUGCAGUUUGGUGUUCCUCCUCGGAUUCUCGCCCCCAUUUCGGCUUCCCACGAUGACGGAUAGCGCGAGAAAACCGAGUCUGGUCCACGCGACGCUCCUCGUUCUUCUAAUCGUCGUCUGUCAAUUCGCGUUUUCUCGCGCUGGCGGCACGCCCGCCGUGAUCUGGUGCCCGCACAACGACUCGUACUCCGAUUACGACUCGCAGCUCAAAACGAUACGCUUGAAUCCGCUGGUAAAAUUGUCGUCGGAGGAUUUCGAAGAGAGUCUGUCGCAGUUGAGCGUGACGGACUCGGCGGUCAUCGUCGCCGACGAGUUGUGCGUCGAGGAUUUGAAGAACAACAAGGUGUUGUCCCUGGUCACCAAUGGCUCCAAAGUACACUAUUUCCCGCGUGUUGUUAUGCCUGAUGUGGUUUUCCAAAAAAUCUUCAGUACAGGACAGGUGAAGACGAUAGAGGAUGUAAACGACAAUCACGAGUUGAACAUGAUUCUCAAGGACACCGAUUCAAGCAGAUGUGUAGCCCUCACAGGAAAGCAAUGUCGUUACAGCGAACGCAUAAAAAGAGAUACUGCGGAUGCCGAUGCUUCAGACGAUAAUAAAAAAGAUAAAGAUACAAACGAAUUCAAGAUACAAACCGACAGAAUUAUUUUCUAUUCAGCUCAGCCGCUUCUGUUCAAGUCCGAAAAGAUGAAGAACCAUGUGGAACUUUUGCAAUCCAACGUGACCAAUACUUCAACUCGUACGGAUCAGAAUCGCACGUUGAUUUUGAACAUUAAGUUUGCCGGCAUCGAGGAGAUCGGCGAAUUGGUGCUCGAGUUCUUUUUCCCGGUCAAAAAUGCGGGUUACUACACGCUCGAAAAGGUCAACAGCGAAGAAAACAACGCGGUCACCGAAUUAUUCGCCAAGAGAGAAAUUUAUUUCCCGUACAAUUUCUCUUAUCACUGUUCUCUGGAAACCGUAUUCAUUAAGAACAGGGAUGCGUUUCUGAACAUCACGGAAAUGCAGGUGCAGGUCGAUCACAAGGACGCGGUGUUCAACGACGCUUACGACUGCGUCGGUUUCACCAGCAUACCGAUCUGGACGGGAAUAUUUGUCAAUGUUUUAUUGAUUUCCAUUCUGAUAUGGGCGCUCGUCAUGAUCAUGGAUAUCAACACGAUGGACAGAUUUGACGAUCCCAAGGGAAAGACCAUCACGAUCUCUACAGCGGAAUAAACAAUUAAUAAUAAUAACAAUAGACUUGUAUAAUGUAACUGUAGGAGAGUCAUAUUCAUACAAAAUUCAUUAUCACACAGGUAAUAUCGUAAUGUAACAUCCCCCGUUUAUUAUGUUCACAAAAUACUCACUCGAGAGAAUUUACAAAUUCGAGAGUGUAGCGCGUGUUCUCGCGUGAAAUCGGAGAAGCAGUAUCGAUAAUGCUAGUCUCGUCGCGAAGAACUUUUCUCGAUGUAUAAUAAAUAUCAUUCCGUUGUGUUAUAAUUCUUAAUUUACAGUUUUGGUAUUUAUAUAUAUAUAUAUAUAUAUAUAAUUUGUUCACACCGCAUACCGUGCGUAUCUGCUGCUUGAGUGAUUGUAACAAAUCUUUUCGUCGUAGAGUUUUAAUUUCUAAUAUUGCGUGUGUAUGAAGAAAGUUAUACGAAUAUUUGAAUCGAGAAGGUAGAGCGCAAUUAUAUAUUGUACCAAAAAUAAAGACGAACAACAGGAAAUUAUAAGAAAAUCGCAGUCUUUUACUAUCGGUGUCAAUAGAAAAACAUUACAUAGUCAAUGUAUAUGCACAAUGAAAAAAAAAAAAAAA
This is a messenger RNA of Pseudomyrmex gracilis, 1858 nucleotides long. RefSeq lists its product as uncharacterized. Lineage: Eukaryota; Metazoa; Arthropoda; Insecta; Hymenoptera; Formicidae. The transcript has 3 exons. Gene Ontology annotation, cellular component: proton-transporting V-type ATPase complex. The record is from RefSeq and is a predicted model, not a curated record. The coding region runs from base 121 to 1278 and encodes 385 amino acids.